Messenger RNA from Laccaria bicolor S238N-H82, 1035 nucleotides. RefSeq lists its product as uncharacterized. The record is from RefSeq and is a predicted model, not a curated record. The transcript is spliced from 10 exons. Bases 1 to 1035 code for a protein of 344 amino acids. NCBI's taxonomy places the organism in Eukaryota, Fungi, Basidiomycota, Agaricomycetes, Agaricales, Hydnangiaceae.
AUGACAGACUUUGAGAUAGUGUGGCGCUUCAUAUCUUCAUCCACUAUCCUAGUUCCACGAAAUGCUGCGAGGCCUCCAAUACAACUCUUUCCCUCCAGUGAAAUUGGAGUGCAUGGCUUUUUUCCGACAACACUGGGCCCAUUCAUCGGUGCAGUCUUUUUCGAAACAUUCCUUUACGGGAUCUACUUCAUCUUAUUUUUCAUCUGCGCAUACCUCUUGCUCCGGAAGAAAAGACCGCUUCGUUGGGUCUUGCUUGCGUCCGCGAUCAUCAUGUUCUUUCUCGCGACCGCAGAUAUCAUCUACACCUAUCAUCUGGUGUUUAAUAAGCUCCUUGCUAAUAAAUUGACCUUCGCGGAGCUCUUCCCGAAAUACAUGUUGUUUGUGACGAACAAUGCACUCGCAGACUCGUUGCUGUUGUAUCGCUGCUAUGUUGUCUGGGGGUUCAACAAAUAUAUCAUCAUUGCUCCCGCAAUUUUGCUCAUCGCUGGAACAGUUUGCGGUUAUAUUUUUGAAGGAGCCUCGUCAAUUCUUUUUAAUCAUGCUUGGAUUUACCUAUCUAUGACAUUUACCCUGAAUGUCAUUACGACGGGCCUGACAGCUGGGAGGAUCUGGUACCUCUCGCAGAAGGCAGAACUAAUCCUUGGAGAAGGCCUUCUUCGACGAUACAACACAUCCAUCGCCAUUCUGAUAGAAUCAGGAGUAAUGUACUCCGUCUACAUCACUCUUGAUUUAGCGUUUCAGAAAAAUGCAACAGCUCAUGCGAUCCUCGACUGUGGAUUUAUCCAAAUAGUUGGUAUCAUGCCAACUCUAAUCAUUGUCCAAGUCGGUCUCGGGGGUGCGGUUAACGAUUUCGAGGCAAACGAAGCUCUCUCUCGCGUCGAAGCAAACAAGAUUGCUCAUCGUUCGCACCUCGAGGGCGUUCAUUCGGUCCGGGGAUCAAAUCAAUCAUUCCCUGAAGAUGUUCCCUGCUCGCCCAUGCGCUCCCCGCAUUGUAUCUACGGCUCUAACGAUACUUUCUUAUCCGGUCCAGGUUGA